UCUUGACUCCAUAACUUCGGCUUCUUAUUUCCAUCAGCUAUCAAAAACAGCUAAGUCACAAUCUCCAUAGAUUUCAGCAACCAAUGGACAUGUUGGUAGCAUUCUUCGCGCAGAACGCUUCAAUCGAAUACGUCAGAUACCAAUGGGUCGACUACUCCGGCGUCCUGCACGCAAAAGUGAUACCAAAAGCAUAUUGCCUGACUAUGGAGGCCAAUGAUAAGCGAAUCUCGCUUGCGCAGAACUGCUUGAUCGUUCCCAUAUCCACCGCGCCUGACUGUUUCCCCGCAGGCCCACAGCGCUGGGAGUUGAGUCCAGACUGGCCGUCCCUACGCGUUUGCCAUUUCAAGCCAAACCACGCCAUGGUAAUGUGCUUUAUCACGCAGGUAGAGCCGCAAAGUGGAACACCAUUCGAGAAAUGUCCACGAAAAGCAUUGUACCGAGCAGUCGACGCAUUUGGUGAUGAGACGCGUGUUCUCAUCGGCUACGAGAUUGAGUUCGUGCUGCUAGACGAACACGCAAAUCUCGCGUCGAGUUUGGAUCGAAAUACCGGAUUCGCAUCCAUGGCAGGUCUUCGCGGCGAAGGUUUGCUGAUCAUGGAAGAAGUAUGUGAGGCCCUACUCAAGUCGGGAAUAGCUGUCCAAGACUUCCACACGGAGAUCGCAGAUCAAUUCGAGAUUGUCCUUUGCCCAGAAGAUCCUGUGAGAGCCAUCGACGCACUCAUGCUUGCGCAAGAAACCAUCCGGUCAAUCACGAUCAAGCACGGAGUAAAGGCAUCAUUGGCUCCAAGGCCAGUGAUAUCUGGGCCUCAGAACGGACUUCAUACCCAUGUAUCGCUGAACCCUCUUCCCGAAAAUGCCGCGUCUUUCCUUCAAGGUGUUCUCGAGAACUUAUGUUCCUUAUGCGUUCUUGGCAUGCCAAACUUCGACAGCUAUGUGCGUGUCAUGGAUGACGGAGCUGGGUGUUACAUAAGCUGGGGUACGGAGAACCGCGACCUUCCCAUCCGCAAAAUUGGGGACCGCUGGGAGUUUCGGUGCGUGGAUGCCACAGCUAACCAUUAUCUUUUCCUUGCGGCGUUGCUUUCGGCAGGCCAUGAGGGCAUGAAGCAGAACUCUGAAUUGCGAUUCAAAGAUUGUAUGGAGUUUCAGGAAAACAUGACUGCCAUGAAGAUGGCUUCCUAUGGCAUCAGUGAGAGGAUGCCAAACACGUUGACUCGGACGAUAGAGGCAGCAAAACAUAGCGAGGGAAUGACAACAUGGCUUGGCAAAUCUUUGAUGGACGAAUAUAUUAGGCUGAAAGAAAAGGAGGUAACUGUAUUCCAAUCAAUGCACGAUGAGGAAAGACGAAAACGGUACUUGCGCUUCUUUUAAGCAGCUCGCUGUCGAUUAUUCGUACUAGCUAGGUUUGAGUCUCUUACCUAAUAUUGGAGGGUCCUUCUCCAAUGUUGAGUCGAUUCACGACGGACUUCGAAUCCAUGGAGAUGUCCGCACAUAGUCCUUCGGGAUGAUUCGGUCACGGUUUGCUCUCAAGACGGAAGGAAGUUUGCGUGCUGAAGGUUGUCGGGUUGUGCCAUGCAAGGACUUCAGUGCGCAACCGUUCGAUCAGCCAACAAAUUCCGCUCCACAAAAACAAUGCCUUCCGCCAGAAUUGAACUGACGACCUCGUCAUUACUA
Messenger RNA from Alternaria alternata, 1670 nucleotides. RefSeq names its product protein fluG. The coding region runs from base 84 to 1367 and encodes 427 amino acids. Gene Ontology annotation, molecular function: glutamine synthetase activity. NCBI's taxonomy places the organism in Eukaryota, Fungi, Ascomycota, Dothideomycetes, Pleosporales, Pleosporaceae. The record is from RefSeq and is a predicted model, not a curated record. The transcript has 2 exons.